GGAGCAGUAACGGUAUAUAAAGCGCUGGCGACCCAUGCCCGCUGUCGUCACUCCAUUCGAUUCAAUUCCCCGUCGAUCCCGACGAUCUCGCGCCCCGAGAAAAUCUCGCACCCCAAGGAAAGAAGAAGGCGACGACGCGACGACGACGUCGGCAUCGAGUAGAAAGCAGAGCAGAGAUUUUCCUUGGGGUGCCACGGGAGGAGCCGAUGCCGGCGCCGGCGCAAGAAGCGGACGACGACUUCACCUUCCCCACGCCGCCGCCGCUCCUCGCCGCAGCCGCGUGCAGCUACGGCCACCACCGCCACAACAACAGGGUGUCGCCGUCGCCGUCGCCCUCCUCCUCCCCGCUUCCCGCGUGGCUGCUCUCCUCGCCCAUCCGCCGCAGCUUCUCCGCCGCGGACUGCGCCGCGUCGCCGUGGCGCGCGGCGCGCGGCAGGUGCUGCUCCCCCGCCCUGAGCGACUAUGCCGCCGGGUUCUGCGACGGCGGGGACGAAGAGGAGGAGAUGAUGGACAGCCUCUGGGAGGACCUCAACGACGACGAGGCGCCGGGCGGGGAGAGGAACGAUCUGCUCAUCGCCUCCCUCGACGUGUCGCGCCGGCGCUCCGUCGGAGGCCCGGGCCACCCCGUCGACGGGAGGAGGCCGACGGCCCCGGCGAAGGAGCGCGAGGCCGCGGCGGUGCUCGCGGCGUCGAGGAGCUCCCGACGGCGCUCCCCGGGGCUGGUGGUGAUGAUGCGCGCGCUCAAGAAGAUGUUCGUCGCGCACAAGAGCAGGAGCAAAGUACACAAGGUCGACGAGCAGAGCACCGCCUCUGCUUCUUCCGGCAAUUCCUUCAAGAAAUGAGGUGCAUCAUGACUUCAUGAGCCGCACAUCACAGUAAAAACAGUUACACUUUAUGAUAAAUAGCGUGUUGGCCAUAAUCUUGUAAAGCAUUGAUUUCUUUUUUUGAACCUUCGAGCACAUUCUGCACAAUGAUGAUAAUCACAGUUGUGUGAUUUUUAUUGCGAAUCGUAGUAUUACUGUGUAUCAUUACGUACAGUCAUAUCUAUUUUAUGUACAAGCAGUUAUUUGGUUAGAUUAAACAUGGUUUACAUACA
This is a messenger RNA of Aegilops tauschii subsp. strangulata, 1096 nucleotides long. RefSeq lists its product as uncharacterized. Lineage: Eukaryota; Viridiplantae; Streptophyta; Magnoliopsida; Poales; Poaceae. The record is from RefSeq and is a predicted model, not a curated record.